Messenger RNA from Trichobilharzia regenti, 1473 nucleotides. The record is from the annotation of a GenBank genome assembly. NCBI's taxonomy places the organism in Eukaryota, Metazoa, Platyhelminthes, Trematoda, Strigeidida, Schistosomatidae.
AUGUCAGGAGUGCUUCUGAUACUCCGUGUUGUUUAUAUCAGUUGCGUUUGGUAUUCAAUAAACAAUGUUGUUGCUUCUGCUCGGAUAAGGAUAUUAGAGUUACCACUAUCAGGGUCUGACCUACAUGACAGUGUUCCGGAAAAACAGGUUUUUGGAUCUUGUAUGCUUUUGGAUCAUCAUGAUAAAUACUUCUUUGGAGCUAUUCAGUGUUGUGGAAUUGAACGAUUUGUAGAAGCCUUCAGUCCUUUGGCGAGUAUAGGCGCGCACCUUAGAUGCAACACAUUCUACAUGUCAGUUGAUUAUGCAUCAAAGUUAUCGUAUUAUCCCAACAAGGGAGUAUGCGGGAUACCAGAAAUUUUCGAUGAUGAGUAUCAGUUAAAUCUCAAAGUCGACCAACUUGUUAGUUUAGUUCGCCAGUCUAAUUAUGUAGUUGUACACACUGGGGCUGGCAUUAGCACUUCAGUAGGAAUACCAGACUUCCGAGGUCCUAAUGGUGUGUGGACGUUAGAUAAGCUAGGAAAAAAACCAAAGUUAUCUGUUCCUUUUGAAAAGGCUGUCCCUUCUUUGGCACAUCGAGCACUAGUUGAGUUGGAGAAAUAUGAUUUGAUUAAGUUUUUAGUCACUCAAAAUAUCGAUGGACUACAUUUAAGAUCUGGCUUCCCAAGAGAUCGUCUAGCUAUUUUACAUGGGGACAUGUUUCUUGAAUCAUGUCGUUCUUGCGGAACCAUGUACGCUCGUUCAACACCUUCUGAAACAAUAGGUUUGCGACAAACAUCGGUUUCAUGCACCUAUUCUAAGCCAAAUAAACGGUAUUGCAGGGGCAAACUGCAUGAUACUAUUCUUGAUUGGGAAGAUGAUCUUCCAGAAUUAGAUUAUAAUCUGGCAAUAGAACAUUCAAAAAAGGCUGAUCUUCAUAUAUGUAUUGGAUCGUCGUUACAAAUGUUCCCGGCUGCAGGUCUCCCACUCUUAAAUCUUCGUCGAACUGCAAGAUGUAGAAGAAGCAAUAACUGUAGUUCUUCCGAUUCAAGUGAUCACAAAAAGGGAGAUUUCGCAGAGAAUAUUAGCCCGAAAUUAGUCAUUGUUAAUUUACAGCCUACAAAACUAGCCAAAUAUGCGACCCUAAACAUUAAUGCGCGGGCUGACACGGUGAUGGGAAUCUUGUGUGAAAAAUUGGGUAUAUCACUUCCACCAGAGCCUAAAAUUUCAACCGAUGAGUUCUACCCUCCAACGAUUGUCUUAAGGUCAAUUCACUCCACGUUAGAAACACCAAGUGUUUGGCGUAUUCUUCCUCAUCCCAAUAAUGAACAUACUAUCCAAAUUAUUGAAGCUAAUGAUCAUUGUAUAAAACUAAAGUUAAAAGAUGAAGGUCAAGGAGAUUGUUUACAGUCUGCAACCAAGUUGGAUGAACUGAAGUGUGCUGAUUCAUUAAAAACACCUAUUCAUCUUGCAUGUAAAGCUGAAUCCACAUUGUGA